Messenger RNA from Gracilinanus agilis (Agile Gracile Mouse Opossum), 2425 nucleotides. RefSeq names its product transmembrane 9 superfamily member 2-like. Gene Ontology annotation, cellular component: membrane. The record is from RefSeq and is a predicted model, not a curated record. NCBI's taxonomy places the organism in Eukaryota, Metazoa, Chordata, Mammalia, Didelphimorphia, Didelphidae. The transcript is spliced from 17 exons. Gene Ontology annotation, biological process: protein localization to membrane. The annotation marks the transcript as partial.
UUACUGCUUGUUAUGUUGCUCGCCGGGGCAGUCCCCUGGCGCUCCCGGGCCUUCUACCUGCCCGGCUUGGCUCCGGUGAGCUUCUGUGAGGAGGGCAAAGAGAACUCCGGCUGUAAGUCUCUAAUAGAGCUCUUCGUGAACAGACUGGACUCGGUGGAAUCUGUUUUGCCAUAUGAAUAUGAUGCCUUUGACUUUUGUCAAGAUUCAGAAGAAAAAAGACCUUCUGAAAAUCUUGGCCAAGUGCUGUUUGGAGAGAGAAUAGCGUCAUCACCGUACAAGUUUACUUUUAACCAUCAAGAAACGUGUAAGAAAGCAUGUGUCAAAUCUUAUAGCCCCAGCAAUGAGACUGAAGAAAAGAAGCUGAACUUUUUGAAGAAAGGAAUGCAACUGAACUAUCAACACCACUGGAUCAUUGAUAAUAUGCCAGUAACAUGGUGCUAUGAUGUGGAGGAUGGACAAAAGUACUGUAAUCCCGGCUUUCCAAUUGGUUGCUUUGUUACCUCAAGUGGUAGAGUGAAAGAUGCUUGUAACAUUAACUCUGAAUUUAACAAAAAAAAUACUUUUUACCUCUUCAAUCAUGUUGACAUCACGAUUACAUAUCACAGUGGAAAAGAUGAAAAUUGGCCUGGAGCUCGGCUGGUUACUGCUAGACUUGAGCCGAAAAGCUAUAAACACACAGAUGAAGAUCAUCUGACUUGUGAAGGAUCCCCUAUGGAAAUACCUGGGGAAUUUACUAAUAAGUUGAAACUGAUCUAUACUUACUCAGUGAAAUUUGAAGAGAACAAUAACAUUAAAUGGGCAUCUCGAUGGGAUUACAUUUUGGAGUCCAUGCCUCAUACCAACAUCCAGUGGUUUAGUAUAAUGAACUCCCUCAUCAUUGUUCUUUUCUUAUCUGGAAUGGUGGCCAUGAUUAUCCUAAGAACUCUCCAUAAAGAUAUUGCAAGAUACAAUCAGAUUGAUUCAAUUGAAGAUGCCCAAGAAGAGUUUGGCUGGAAGUUGGUUCAUGGAGAUGUCUUCAGGCCUCCAAAGAAGGCAAUGUUGCUGGCUGUGUUCCUGGGUCAAGGAACACAAAUUUUCAUUAUGACCUUUAUUACAUUAUUCUUAGCUUGCCUUGGGUUUCUUUCACCUGCCAAUCGAGGUGCAUUAAUGACCUGUGCAGUCAUACUGUGGGUCCUGCUGGGAACUCCUGCUGGCUAUGUGUCUGCUAAGAUGUAUAAGACAUUUCGAGGUGAAAAGUGGAAGACGAAUGUUUUGCUGACAGCACUGUUAUGCCCUGGCAUUGUCUUUGCCGAUUUCUUCAUUAUGAAUCUUAUUCUUUGGGUGAAAGGAUCAUCUGCUGCGAUUCCCUUUGGUACUCUGGUAGCCAUCCUUGCAUUGUGGUUCGGUGUUUCGGUCCCCUUAACAUUUAUUGGUGCAUAUUUUGGAUUCAAAGAAAAGCCCAUCGAGCAUCCAGUUCGUACAAACCAGAUUCCCAGGCAGAUCCCUAAGCAAUCUUUCUUUACCAAGCCCUUUCCUGGAAUCAUCAUGGGCGGCAUUUUACCCUUUGGCUGUAUUUUUAUUCAACUCUUUUUCAUUCUGAACAGUAUUUGGUCUCAUCAGAUGUACUACAUGUUCGGCUUCCUUUUCCUAGUCUUUAUCAUUCUUCUCAUCACCUGUUCGGAAGCUACAGUCUUGCUCUGCUAUUUCCAUUUAUGUGCAGAGGAUUACCAUUGGUGGUGGAGGGCAUUCCUCACAAGCAGCUUUACAGCCAUUUACCUCCUGAUCUAUGCAGUCCAUUACUUCUUCUCAAAACUCCAAAUCACGGGAACCGCCAGCGUCAUCUUAUACUUUGGCUACACCAUGAUCAUGGUUUUGCUCUUUUUCCUUUUCACAGGGACCAUUGGAUUUUUUGCCUGCUUCUGGUUUGUCAGCAAGAUUUAUAGUGUCGUGAAGGUGGAUUAAGUCUUGGAGAACUCUCUGCCAUGGGUCUUCCUUGCUGUGAAGUUCUCAAGGAAAUGUUAACUGUUUAGGAGGAAGUCUUUUUUUGAGACCUCAAAGUUGAAUAGUUUCAAUGGCAGAAAACACACUCUCAUAGGAAACAAACUUUUAGGGGAUGCAGGUUUACACUGAUUUCCUUGAAACCGUUUUAAUUUAAAUCAGUAGGAGCAGCUGAAAGUCAGUUUCUUUUUCAAACUACCACGAGGCCUCUUGUAUUCUAGUUCCACCUCCCUUUUUGGUUCAGCACAAGUGGUUUUGUCCAUCAGGAUGACUGACUAGUAAGUCUUAUGUCAAAUGUUCAUUUUUCUAACCCAGAAACUGACCGGGUCUUUCUACCUACCAGCCCUUGCUAUGUAGCUUGGUGAGUCCAUUUGUUAGGCAAGAUCUUAGAACUGGUGAAGUAGCAAACACUGCUGUCUUUGUCAUUCAAUAAAACUGCAUACCUCGA